AGAGAGAGAGAGAUAGAGAGAUAUGGGAAGAGGGAGAAGUUCGUCGUCUUCGUCGAUAGAGAGUAGCAGCAAAAGCAACCCAUUCGGUGGUUCGUCAAGUACUCGGAACCUAAGCACGGAUCUGAGGCUCGGACUCAGCUUCGGUACCGGUACAUCCUCAGGGACGCAAUAUUUCAACGGUGGCUAUGGGUAUUCCGUUGCAGCUCCGGCGGCAGAGGAGGCGGUAUAUGCGGCGGCUGUUGAGGAGGAAGAAGAGAACGAGUGUAACAGUGUAGGGAGCUUCUACGUAAAGGUGAACAUGGAGGGAGUUCCCAUUGGAAGAAAGAUCGAUCUCAUCUCUCUUAAUGGCUACCACGACUUGAUCAGAACCCUAGAUUUCAUGUUCAACGCCUCCAUUCUCUGGGCAGAAGCUGAAGAGGUGUGCAACGAGAAGAGUCAUGUUCUAACGUACGCGGAUAAGGAAGGUGACUGGAUGAUGGUUGGGGAUGUUCCUUGGGAGAUGUUCUUGUCGACUGUGAGAAGACUGAAGAUUUCGAGAGCUUACCACUACUGAUACACUAAAAGUCUGCGUGCGUACGUACUUGUGUUUAAAUCCAAGUAAUUUGCCAAGAAACAAGUUUUUGUCUGUUG
Messenger RNA from Capsella rubella, 630 nucleotides. Its product is annotated as auxin-responsive protein IAA20. The transcript is spliced from 3 exons. Gene Ontology annotation, biological process: regulation of DNA-templated transcription. Gene Ontology annotation, cellular component: nucleus. Gene Ontology annotation, molecular function: protein binding. Lineage: Eukaryota; Viridiplantae; Streptophyta; Magnoliopsida; Brassicales; Brassicaceae. The record is from RefSeq and is a predicted model, not a curated record. The coding region runs from base 23 to 553 and encodes 176 amino acids.